This is a messenger RNA of Nannospalax galili (Upper Galilee mountains blind mole rat), 2080 nucleotides long. It is a transcript of the gene Aga, whose product is annotated as aspartylglucosaminidase. Gene Ontology annotation, biological process: protein deglycosylation. Bases 42 to 1136 code for a protein of 364 amino acids. Gene Ontology annotation, cellular component: lysosome. The record is from RefSeq and is a predicted model, not a curated record. Gene Ontology annotation, molecular function: N4-(beta-N-acetylglucosaminyl)-L-asparaginase activity. The transcript is spliced from 10 exons. NCBI's taxonomy places the organism in Eukaryota, Metazoa, Chordata, Mammalia, Rodentia, Spalacidae.
ACCCGGGAUCUUUUUCGCGCUGGCAGCAUAGGCGCGCAGUUAUGGCGCGGAAGUCGAAUCUGCCUGAACUUUUCGUGCUGGUCCUCCUGGGCCCCGCCCUGGAGGUCGGCUCCAGCCGUCUGCCUCUGGUUCUCAACACUUGGCCUUUUAAGAAUGCCACCGAAGCAGCAUGGCGGACAUUAUUAUCUGGAGGUUCUGUCCUGGACGCAGUUGAGAGUGGCUGUGCCAUGUGUGAGGCAGAGCAGUGUGACGGCACUGUAGGCUUUGGCGGAAGUCCUGAUGAACUUGGGGAAACCACACUGGAUGCUAUGAUCAUGGAUGGCACCACUAUGGCUGUGGGAGCCGUAGGAGAUCUUAGACGAAUUAAAAAUGCAAUCGGUGUGGCACGGAAAGUACUGGAACAUACAACACAUACACUUUUAGUAGGAGAGUCAGCCACCAAGUUUGCUGAAAGUAUGGGGUUUACCAAUGAGGACUUAUCUACCCGUAGCUCUCGAGCUAUUCAUUCAGAUUGGCUUGCUCGGAAGUGCCAGCCAAAUUACUGGAGAAAUGUAGUACCAGAUCCUACAAAACACUGUGGUCCCUACAAACCAUCUGAUGUCUUAGAGCCCAGUAAUCUUACGUACAGAGAAACAGAUGUUCAUGGUCAUGAUACUAUUGGCAUGGUUGUAAUCCAUAAGAUGGGACGUACUGCUGCUGGUACAUCUACAAACGGUCUAAAAUUCAAAAUACAUGGUCGUAUAGGAGAUUCACCAGUACCUGGAGCUGGGGCCUAUGCUGAUGAUACUGCAGGGGCCGCUGCAGCCACUGGGGAUGGUGAUACAUUGCUGCGCUUUCUACCAAGCUACCAAGCUGUGGAAUAUAUGAGAGGAGGAGACGAGCCAAGCGUAGCUUGCCAAAAAGUGAUAUCAAGAAUUCAGAAGUAUUCUCCAAAAUUCUUUGGGGCUGUUAUAUGUGCCAAUGUGAUAGGAAGUUAUGAUCUUGGUGACGCUAAAGAACAAAAAGCAUUACUAGGCAGCAAACCAAGCAAGCUAGUGGAAUUAUUUUUGCACUGUUUGGGGCACGUCUUUUGCUUGUUGCUUCUCAGCCUGUCAUUUUCAGAGCAUCCACUGCUGAUUCUCAGGUGCUGCUUGUAAUAAACUUCCAACAUUUACCCAGUUUAGUUUCAUGGUUUAUAAUUCUCUCAAAAAUCAGUCAACUGAGGAAAAAGUAGACUGCAUCUAAUCCAUUUGUCAUCAGCAUUUGUACUUGAAGAAGAAAGAAAGAAAGAAAGAAAGAAAGAAAGAAAGAAAGAAAGAAAGAAAGAAAGAAAGAGAAAGAAAGGAAGGAAAGAAAGAAGGCUGAGAAGGUGCUCACUGUCAUUAUGUGCUGCUCCUCAUCCAUUUCAAGUCCUUGUCUAAACAUCAUGGCCAAAAUCCCAUGCUGAGUGGCAUUUUUGUAUAAAUUUUUAUUUAAGCUCUUUUUAACACCAGAGAAUGAAUAUUCAUGUAUAUGUGAUAUAUUUACUUAAGUUUUUAGUGAUAAUUAAAUUUCUGAUCAAUGUUGUACAAGAAAUUGAAUUUAUUAUCACAAUGCCAUCCAAAUAAAUUAUCUGUGUUUGAGUACUUAGUAUACAAGCUUCCUAGACCCAGAGAAUACGGUAAUGCUAUCUCAGCAAAUUAGUCCUAACUAAAUUUCAGAAAGUUACAGUGAUAUAUCUCUUACCACUGAUUGUCAGGUUUUACCUAUUGUUCCCUAAUAGCUUAAAGCAGGAAGAAUACUAUCAAUAUAGAUGAGUUUUGUCUUGUGCCUUUUGAAAAGUAUGUACAGUCAUCUGAUGAGCAUAUAGUUGGUUUUCUUUGGAUUUCUCUUUGAUGGAUUGUUUAGCAUGCAAAGGUUAUUAAUCCACAGAAAUCUCUGAUCUUUUGGCAACUAAUAGUCAAUAUUGAUCAUUUCUUUAGAAAAUAAUUUGGGGAACUUGAUUUGUACUGUAAUUUUAUUAAUCCCUUGUGCAGAUGCAGAGAUUGCAAUUAAAAAAUGUCAAUAAAUGUGCUGUCUAGCUUAGUAUUGUUUUCCUAGCAUCCGUAUCAACUAUCCGUAA